AUGCAGAUAACACCCACUACCAUUAUCAGAACAGCUUCCAUCUACCAAGGGCUUACAGCGAGAGCAGUCAACCAUGAGGCCUAUCGCUAUCAGCGGACAUUUCGAGGAUGCUUUGGUGUCUGUCCUGAGCUGGCGGCCGAACUGUGGAACAUGCUGGAUGAUGCUGAUCCAAUGAGCGACAUCAGAUGGGUGACCUACUUCCUGGCUACACUCAUGUUCCUACGUACAUACACUGUGACAGCUGUACUCGCCAUGAUCUUCAUGAAGGAUGAAAAAACAAUUCGGCAUUGGGUGUGGGUGUUCAUUGAGAAGAUUGCUACUCUUGACUUGGUAUGUGACGACCAAGCUAGCGCUUUUUCUUUUCUUCAUUGCCGACUCCACAAAUACAAAGACCUCACCAUGUACAUGCUACAAUCCACCAUCACUGCUGCUCCAGAUCAGAUGGGAGAACAGACUGAUGAAUGA
This is a messenger RNA of Seminavis robusta, 465 nucleotides long. Lineage: Eukaryota; Bacillariophyta; Bacillariophyceae; Naviculales; Naviculaceae. The record is from the annotation of a GenBank genome assembly.